AUUCCUUUUAUCUCUCAACAACUCAUCACAUUACCUACGGUUUCUACGCCUGCACUUCCUCUCUCAGUACCGUUCAAUCAUCCUGCAUCUCGAUUUGCAUAUACUCUGCAAAGUCUGAAUCUACAACAACCUCGCAUCUUUCCUGACCGUGUGCUCACUCUGCCUUUCCUUCGGUAAUUCUAACUACUAAUUCCGACUACUUACCAUGUCGGGGCGUGGCAAGGGAGGCAAGGGUCUCGGAAAGGGAGGCGCGAAGCGUCACAGGAAGGUGCUUCGCGACAACAUCCAGGGCAUCACCAAGCCGGCCAUCAGGCGUCUCGCUCGCCGCGGCGGCGUGAAGCGCAUCAGCGGUCUCAUCUACGAAGAGACGCGCGGCGUGCUGAAGGUGUUCCUCGAGAAUGUCAUUCGCGACGCUGUCACUUACACGGAGCACGCGCGGAGAAAGACGGUCACUGCUAUGGAUGUCGUGUAUGCUUUGAAACGCCAAGGCAGAACCCUGUACGGCUUCGGCGGCUAACCAGUUAUUAUUAAGUAGCUUCUUAGAGAUGUAGGGAUUGUUACUGAUAGCUUUAACCAUGAGUUAGCUUCUUGCUGGCACACACCCUGAUUUACCAGGAACACCUUGUAAAUGUACAAAGC
Molecule: messenger RNA, 639 nt
Organism: Closterium sp. NIES-67
Lineage: Eukaryota; Viridiplantae; Streptophyta; Zygnematophyceae; Desmidiales; Closteriaceae
Source: the annotation of a GenBank genome assembly